AUGACAGUUCCUGUUGAAGAUAGCUUUGACUUUGUCGUCGUCGGCGGCGGCACAGCUGGAAAUGUCGUGGCCGGUCGGCUGGCCGAGAACCCGGACGUGAAAGUCCUGGUCAUUGAAGCAGGCGUUAGCAACCCUACCGAGAUCUCGGAAAUCACCACACCAGCAUCUGCCUUUGGGCUACGUGACAGCCAAUAUGACUGGGCGUACAAGUCCACCAUGAUCAACCGACCCUAUUAUGAACGGGUAGAGAAGCCCAACACCCGGGGCAAGGUGCUCGGUGGUAGUAGCUCUUUGAACUACUAUACCUGGAUCCGGGGUAGUAAGGGGACGUUCGAUGCGUGGGCCGAAUAUGGAGGUCCUUCUUGGAGUUGGGAUGGGUGCGAGGAGUACUUCAAUAAGCCCGCUACCUACCACGACGACGACAACCUCUACCCCUCAGAGCUAUCAAAGAUCGGCCGCAACGGUCCUCUGCAUGUAUCUCACGCAGACCUCGUUCCCGAACUACACACCUUUCGCGAUGCCCUGACAGAAGCAUGGACCAGCAAAGGCCAGAAGACAUGCGAGGACAUCUACUCCGGUAAAAUGGAGGGUCUGACACACUGUGUCAACAGUAUCUACGGUGGGAUGCGGUCGACCAGUGCAUCAUAUCUGGCUGAUAAGCCGAACGUGACCAUCUUGAGCUCUGCGAUCGGGAAAAAGAUCAACUUCGAUGACAACCUCAAGGCGACAAGCGUCACUGUCAGUGGCGCCGAUCGGACCGAAAUGACCUUCACAGCCAAGUAUGAGAUUAUUGUGGCGUGCGGCGUCUUCGAGACGCCGAAGCUGCUGAUGCUCUCGGGAAUUGGUCCGAAAGAAGAGCUGGCUCGUCAUGGUAUUGAAUCGGUUGUGCAGUCGGAACAUGUCGGUCAGAACCUGCAUGAUCAUCCUAUUCUUGCUCAUGUGUUCCGGCUAAAGGAUGGGACUGGUCUCGAUAGCCACCUUCUCCGCGCUGGUCCUGCACAGAGCGCUGCUUUGCAGAAGUACCGCACUAGCAAGAAAGGACCCUUUAGUAGUGGACUAUUGGAAAUGGUAGGUCUGCCACGCAUUGAUGACCGUUUGGAGCGAUACAAGGAGUAUCGCGAGGCGAAGGCGCAGAAUGGUGGUAAGGAUCCAUUUGGACCGGAGGGACAGCCGCAUUUUGAGAUUGAUUUCGUGCCAAUGUUCUCCGACGCCUUUCAAUGGCACUUCCCCGUUCCCCCUGAAGGCGACUGGCUGACCGUCAUCGUCGAUCUUCUCCGCCCGCUGUCCAGGAACGGAGAAGUGAAGCUCAACUCAGUCGAUCCACACCAACAGCCAUACAUCAAUCUGAACUUCUUUUCUAAUGAACUUGACAUCCUAGCCUUGCGAGAGGGCGUCCGUUUUGUGGACGAUAUCCUCAUGACCGGAGAUGGGAUGAAAGAGAUUCUCGGCGAAGACUACCCGUGGCCCAUGCCCCGACACUCAGAUGAAGCGAUGAACAAAAUGAUCUUGGAACGGUCGCAGACGGGAUACCACCCCUGCGGCACGGCCCGACUGUCCAAGGACAUUGCACACGGCGUGGUGGACCCGGAGCUGCGCGUCCACGGCGUGCAGAAUCUUCGCGUCGUGGAUGCAUCCAUUAUUCCUCUGAUUCCUGACUGUCGGAUUCAGAAUGCCGUGUAUAUGAUCGGGGAGAAGGGCGCGGACAUGAUCAAGGCAGCUUAUCCGGCGCUUUAUCGAAGCUGA
Messenger RNA from Aspergillus luchuensis, 1743 nucleotides. RefSeq names its product GMC family oxidoreductase. Gene Ontology annotation, molecular function: oxidoreductase activity, acting on CH-OH group of donors; flavin adenine dinucleotide binding. The record is from RefSeq and is a predicted model, not a curated record. The coding region runs from base 1 to 1743 and encodes 580 amino acids. The transcript is spliced from 7 exons. NCBI's taxonomy places the organism in Eukaryota, Fungi, Ascomycota, Eurotiomycetes, Eurotiales, Aspergillaceae.